AUGCGGGUGGUCGUGGGAGUCCUCGUCUCUGCGUGGCUCUUGCAUCGUCAAAGAGUGCGGCAUCAAGAACCACGACCAACGAUCCGCCCUGCUCUUGGCAACUUUGUGGUGGACGAGGUCGAAGUGCGUAUUACGCGAUGUGACGACUGGGACGAGUCCAGCGAUUUGCCCAAAGCGAACGCCGCGUCCCGUCACAAAUAA
Peronospora matthiolae is the source of this 201-nucleotide messenger RNA. Lineage: Eukaryota; Oomycota; Peronosporomycetes; Peronosporales; Peronosporaceae. The record is from the annotation of a GenBank genome assembly.